Molecule: messenger RNA, 1202 nt
Organism: Amphimedon queenslandica
Lineage: Eukaryota; Metazoa; Porifera; Demospongiae; Haplosclerida; Niphatidae
Product: cytoplasmic protein NCK2-like
Exons: 3
Coding region: 200-1006 (268 amino acids)
Biological process (GO): negative regulation of endoplasmic reticulum stress-induced eIF2 alpha phosphorylation; positive regulation of endoplasmic reticulum stress-induced intrinsic apoptotic signaling pathway; ephrin receptor signaling pathway
Cellular component (GO): cytoplasm
Molecular function (GO): signaling adaptor activity; receptor tyrosine kinase binding
Source: RefSeq, a predicted model, not a curated record
UCCGGAGGUAUCCUGGAACAUCUUGACUCCUACUCCUCCUCCUUCUCUUCUUGUCCCUCGAGAGCUUCCCCCUCUCUCCCCCUCUCUCCUCUCCUUAUUAGGACUCAUAACUCUCCUCCUUCUAUAGAGGGACACUAAUUCACCAAUAGAAGGCUUCCCUACCUUAUUCUCCCGUCUCCAUCCCUCCCUAUUCUCAAUAAUGGCGAGGUGUGUAGCUCUUUAUGAUUACAUGGCUCAGGACAAUGAAGAGCUAACCAUUAGGAAGAACGAGACUCUAACAAUCGUCAGCAGUGACGGAUCAUGGUGGACAGUACAGAAUGAUGGAGGGAGACAAGGCCUGGUUCCUUCUAAUUAUAUCAAAGAGGUACAACAACCCCCACCACCAUCAUUCACUCCUGGUCCCCAGCCUUCAUUCUCAAUGGCUCCGGCUGGAGGGGGUAGACAGGCUCCCUUUAAACCAGAGAUGUACCAACAGACAGACCUCGUCGUUCCUUCUAAAAGCCCGGCCCUUAACAUUCCCGCCAUUGCCAAGUUUAGGUACGUCUCUACAAGGGAAGACGAGUUAUCGCUAGAGAAAGGAGAUAAAGUCGUUAUACUUGAGAAGGAAGCUGAUGGCUGGUGGAGGGGGAGGAAAGACAAUCACAUUGGGUGGUUUCCUUUUAAUUAUGUAGAAGAGACCGGGGGCCCUCCUGUACAACCAGACCCAAUACCAGCACCUAGCACCUCUCCUGUUAUUGAUAUGCACGAGCGCUCACACAUUCAUUUACUAAACAUUACUUUUCUAAUUAAAGCCCAAUUAAAGCCCGGAGAUUAUUCCAUAUCGAUGAAGGCCCCCGAUCGAACUAAGCACUUUAACAUUAAGCUACUUCCUGACGGGCGGUUAGGGAUAGGACAGAGGAAGUUUGAUUCAAUGGACGAGCUGAUAGAGCACUAUAAGAUGGCCCCCAUCUACACCAACAAUGAAUCAAAGAUGUACCUGACAACGGGACUAUCAAGAAUAUCAUGAUGUGACCUCAUUCUAUUAUUAUGUUGUAAACACACUUACCUUGUUUAAUGUCCCCUCUCUCUCUCUCUUUCUUUCUCUCUUGGACAUUGAAUUCUCUUUCCAAUGAUUAGACGCAGUCUAAUUAUUAUUUAAUUAUUAGUUAAUCAGGUUGUGUUAAUAUCAACUGGUUAUUUGUUAUGAUCAACUUUUCCACUCA